AGGAGAUUGUUGCGGAAGGAUAUUUACAGGGUUCAAUUUUGUUAUCUCUUGGUUUCCGAUUUGACGCCAUAAGUUGGUGUGAUCUGUUUUGAAUGUGACGAAUUUUUAUUGCACACAUAACUAAAACAAGGUGACAAACAAGGUACCUUGAUACAAACCAAACCAACAAUGAUUGCCUGUUAGUAGCAUUUUUAUUGGGAGAAAAUAAUGUCAUCCAAUUUUGUGCCGGGGACAGCAGCUGAACCAACAAGUGAAGUGGAGUUGACGUUGUCAUGCAGGGGACUUGUAGGAAAAGAUGUUUUGUCCAAGUCGGAUCCAAUAUGUGUUACGUAUGUUCAACGGUUUGGCGAUCCCCGUUGGGUUGAAUUCCAUCGUACAGAAGUUAUUUCAAACACCCAUGACCCAGACUUCGUAGCGAAAGUACGGUUGUUUUACCGAUUUGAAGAGCAGCAGCCUCUGAAGUUCGAAAUAUAUGACUCAGAUUCUUCAAGUUCAAGUCUUGACAGACACGACUUCCUCGGUGCAGCAACAUGCAGUCUUGGACAAAUUAUUUCAAACGGAAAGGUGCAAUUACCAUUGUCUCUGACAGGAACUGGAACCACAGAAGGUCGAGGUCACAUGAUAAUUAUUGCUGAGGAGUUAGCAGCACUUAAAGAUGAAGUCAUCAUGCAAUUCAGCGGCACAAAGCUGGACAAGAAGGACUUCUUUGGGAAAUCAGAUCCAUUUUUGGUGUUCCACAAGUCAACGGAAUCUGGAGAUUACAUUGUUGUUUAUAAAACAGAGGUGGUGAAACAUACACUGAAUCCUGUGUGGCCAAAGUUCUCCGUUCCUGUUCGCAGUCUGUGCAAUGGUGACUAUGAUCGCAACAUUAAAGUUGUAUGUUAUGAUCAUGAAUCUGAUGGAGACCACAACCUCAUAGGGGAGUUUUAUGUGACACUGCGACAACUCACUCAAGGACCUUCCCCAUCCAAUGUGUUUCAAUGCAUUAAUCCAGAGAAAAAGAAGAAGAAGUCUUCAUACAUCCACUCAGGGCUCAUCACUUUGAAUUCAAUUGAGGUGCGGCAAAUAUACUCGUUCAUGGACUACAUGAAGGGAGGAACCCAGCUUCACUGCUCCAUAGCGAUUGAUUUCACAGGUUCAAAUGGCAACCCCGCAAUGCCUGAGUCAUUGCACUACAUCAGCAACAUCCCAAAUGCUUAUGAGCAGGCUAUUCAAUCUGUGGGAAGAAUUAUUCAGGACUACGACACUGAUAAGCUGUUUCCUGUCCUUGGGUUUGGAGCUCGGAUUCCCCCUGAUGGGCAGGUGUCCCACGAGUUCUUUGUGAACAUGAAUCCAUCUAACCCAUACUGUAAUGGUGUCUCUGGUGUGCUGGAGGCUUACCGACGCUGCAUCCUUCAGGUGCAGCUAUAUGGGCCCACCAACUUCUCGCCUGUUAUAAACCAUGUGGCUCGCUUUGCCAGCACAUACCGAGAUGGCUCCAGUUACUUCAUUCUGCUGAUCCUUACAGAUGGUGUCAUCACUGACAUGCCACAGACUAUUGCGGCAAUUGUGUCAGCUUCAUUGCUGCCAAUGUCCAUCAUCAUUGUGGGAAUUGGAAAUGCGGACUUCGGUGCCAUGGAGGUGCUGGAUGCAGACACCACAGGAUUGUCAUCGGGUGGGGUCCAUGCCGCCCGGGACAUCGUGCAGUUUGUUCCAUUCAGGAAGUUUGCAACAGCCAGUGAUCCUCACAUGGCUAAAAUCAGGUUAGCCAAGGAAGUGCUGGCAGAAAUACCCAGGCAGUUCACUGACUACAUGAAAGCAAACAACAUCGCUCCCAAACCUCCGCAACUUAAUGUGCUCGUUGUUCCGCCUGAUCCAGAACUUAUUCCAGUGGCAUAAGACUGCUUUAACUAGCAAUGCUGAAGUAAACAUUUGCUGUGGUCACAUUAUAUUUUAAGUAUUAUUAUUAUGUGGAUAUUUUAAAAUACUUGAGCUUCAGUCACUGGAUAUGGCAGUACGUUUAGAUGUGAAGAGAAAGGAAAUACCAAGAUUGGAAUGAAACUUGAUAAUUGAAUAUAACUUUUGAAUCAUUCAUAAAACUAAGUGAUGUCUGCACAUGGGGAUUACUGAUUUGAAGUAUGGAACUAGGUAGUUGACAGGAGGGAGCACUUACCAGGACACUGACUAUUAAAUGUUGCUCUACACAGUAUUGCACUGUAUCAUGAGAGAGUUAAUAUGUGUGUGCCUUGUAAGUUCUGCACCAACUACAUACACCUGUAUACUGUUUUAUAUAUUUUAUAACCUUUUUGUCCCUUAUGACUGCAGUGAACUGGGAACAUAUUAGUAUGGGAAUAACAUGAAUGCUUCAAUUUGUGCUUAUCACUUAUUUUGUGUACAAUACGUGAAGGAUUCUGUUGCAUAUUGGUUUAUUUGUUUUUAUUGUAGUCACACUGUUUUUUUCCACAAAAGUAUGGAAUGUUUCAGAUAACACGUUUGCCAAUAGUGAUGUUUGCAGUGAGUCUGGGUUACAGUGAAUGAAAUUUGCUGUACCAGGGGCUCAGCUUUUUUCUACCCUGAGUGUAAAUUAAGUUGUCAUGUAGCCCCACUUCAUAAUGCUUCUGAUCAGUCACAAAUUCUUCUCCUGUGUGCCAUGUUAUAAAUGCAAGUAGUGCAUUCUUGCACCACCUUUACAUUGGAAUUGUGAGAGUCAGUGCCAUAUGUUGGACACCAGUGGGUUAGAAGGAAUGUCCUACAUGGUAGAAUCAGAUUUUAAUGUUGUAUGGCAAAUGACUUACAUUCACUGACUUUAUGGAGUAUAGUCCUUGAGAAGCUGAUAAUCACUCAGCUGGUCAAAGAAUUCCUGCCUUUCAUGGAACCUGAGGGUUCGUUAUUACCUUGUUAAGAAUAGCCCACUAUUGGUUGCUCCACUGAGCCAAUUGAACCUAGUCCACACCCUCGCACCAUAUUUCCUUCAGUUCCAAAUGUUAAUUGCACAAGAGUUGGUGUAUUAUCUAAAUUGAGUUGUGCAAUUAACAUCCAGUGUGGUGUUACAUAAAGUAAGGUUUUAUAAAGUGCGACCUUUUAUGCUUUAUAACAA
This is a messenger RNA of Zootermopsis nevadensis, 3076 nucleotides long. RefSeq names its product copine-8-like. Gene Ontology annotation, molecular function: calcium-dependent phospholipid binding. Gene Ontology annotation, biological process: cellular response to calcium ion. The record is from RefSeq and is a predicted model, not a curated record. Lineage: Eukaryota; Metazoa; Arthropoda; Insecta; Blattodea; Termopsidae. Gene Ontology annotation, cellular component: plasma membrane.